AUGCUGCCAGCCCUCGUCAAGCUCUGCUGUGGAAUCUCUUACCCGCACUUCAGGAGUCUGGCAGGACUUCAGCGCACGGCUAUGGCGGUCAUAGGUCAGGAGAUCUCUCACCUGCAGCGGUGCGGACACGUCCCGCAGCGCAUGAGGACGCUUGCCGGUUUGACCCACGACGAGCACCAAAGAGUCAACGGGGAGGCUCUAGCAGCGAGAGGCGAGCAGCAGUCGUUCGUGCGGAAAGGCCAUGAAGCCAUGACGAAGGCUCUCAGCAUGCUGGAGCAGAAAGACGGAUGGAAAGUGGAGAUCAUAGAGGGCAACGGAGAUGCGAUCUACAGUAAAGUGGUCCAAGGGUCCAGGAAAGUGUUCCGGCUCGAGGUGAUCCUGGAUGCCGACCUGGAGGAGCUCUAUGACAUCCUGUUUGCCAAGGUGGAGGAGAUGCACCAGUGGAACCCGAGCAUCCAACAAAUCAAAGUUCUCAAGCGAGUUGGUCCGGAAACGAUGGUCACGCACGAGGUGUCGGCGCAGACGGCGGGAAAUCUGAUUGGUCGGAGGGACUUCCUGAGCGUGAGGCACAGCUGCAAGCGAAAGUCCCGCAUUUAUUUGGGAGGGGGCGCCGUUCAGCUGGAGGCCUUCCCACCGCUGGGGGGCUUUGUCAGAGCCGAGGACGGCCCCACGGGCAUGGUCAUUGAGGCGCUGGGCGACGGGUCGACACGAAGGAGUCGCUUCACGUGGCUCGUCAACAUGGACGUGAAGGGCUGGCUUCCCAAGUCAAUUGUCAAUCAGGCCUUGCCUCGAGCUCAGCUGGAUUUCACCAAGCACCUUCGCAGGCGCCUCACAGCCGGCGCCGGCGCCCCUCUGGGCUGACAGCCAAAGGCCCUGUAGAGACGAAGGCUGCCAGAGGAGCAGCUCGGCGGGGAGGCGGGACGGCAGGGAGUGGAAAUGGCGGCUGCAGCGGGA
Molecule: messenger RNA, 954 nt
Organism: Nerophis ophidion (straightnose pipefish)
Lineage: Eukaryota; Metazoa; Chordata; Actinopteri; Syngnathiformes; Syngnathidae
Gene: star2
Product: steroidogenic acute regulatory protein 2
Exons: 7
Coding region: 1-861 (286 amino acids)
Biological process (GO): intracellular cholesterol transport; steroid biosynthetic process; regulation of steroid biosynthetic process
Cellular component (GO): mitochondrion; mitochondrial intermembrane space
Molecular function (GO): cholesterol binding; cholesterol transfer activity
Source: RefSeq, a predicted model, not a curated record